GGCGGGCGCAGGCUGGGCCGCCCCCGUGCCGCCCCCGCGGGGAUAAAGCCGGGGGUCCCGGCGGCCAUCCCAGAGCCCGUGCGCCCACGUCCCUCGCCACGGCCGGCAUGAGGAGCCUCCAGGCGGAAGCCAGCCCCUCCGAGGGGCCCGAGUCCGGCAAGGCCAAAGCCGAGUACCGAAACUACACGGAGGGGAAGCUGCUGGACCGCGUCUACAACACCUACCUGCUGAUGCACACCCACCAGACCGUCGACUUCGUCCGGAAGAAGAGCGCCGAGUACGGGCCCUGCUCCCUGCGCAAGAUGAGCGUCAUGGAGGCACUGGAGCUGCUGGACCAGCUGGUGGACGAGUCGGACCCCGACGUGGAUUUCCCCAACUCCUACCAUGCUUACCAAACCGCUGAGGGCAUCCGCCGGGCCCACCCCGACAAAGACUGGUUCCACCUCGUGGGGUUGCUGCACGACCUGGGGAAGGUCCUGGCGCUCUUCGGGGAGCCCCAGUGGGCCGUGGUGGGGGACACCUUCCCUGUGGGCUGCAAGGUGCAGAAGUCUGUGGUCUUCAGAGACUCCACUUUCCACGACAACCCCGACACCAGAGACCCCCUGUACAGCACUGAGUACGGGAUGUACCAGCCUCACUGUGGCCUGGAGAACGUCCUCAUGUCUUGGGGCCACGACGAGUACAUGUACAGAGUCAUGAAGUGCAACCGCUUCGCCCUGCCGAAGGAGGCUUUCUACAUGGUCCGCUUCCACUCCUUCUACCCCUGGCACACGCAUGGCGACUACCGGCACCUCUGCACCGAGGAGGACCUCCGCAUGCUGCCCUGGGUCAGGGAGCUCAACAAGUUCGACCUCUACACCAAGCAGGAGGAGCUGCCGGACGUGCAGCAGCUUCGGGGCUACUACCAGUCCCUGAUCGACAAAUACUGUCCUGGGCAGCUCUGCUGGUGAGCAGAGACCCCUGCCCACCCCACCGGGACACGCGCUGGCCUGCACCGCAGCACCCCACGCUCUAUCGCAGCCCCAUGGCGCAGCUGCCUCACCGCGGGGGGCAGCGGGGGUAUACAAUAAACCUGCUUGUCACGCA
Phalacrocorax carbo (great cormorant) is the source of this 1086-nucleotide messenger RNA. The record is from RefSeq and is a predicted model, not a curated record. Lineage: Eukaryota; Metazoa; Chordata; Aves; Suliformes; Phalacrocoracidae.